Molecule: messenger RNA, 1354 nt
Organism: Saccostrea cuccullata (small rock oyster)
Lineage: Eukaryota; Metazoa; Mollusca; Bivalvia; Ostreida; Ostreidae
Product: adhesion G-protein coupled receptor D1-like
Exons: 14
Coding region: 47-1315 (422 amino acids)
Biological process (GO): adenylate cyclase-activating G protein-coupled receptor signaling pathway; cell surface receptor signaling pathway
Cellular component (GO): plasma membrane
Molecular function (GO): G protein-coupled receptor activity
Source: RefSeq, a predicted model, not a curated record
UUUCAGAGUGAAAAAGAAUUCCGGAUACGAUAUUUCUUCUGAUAUUAUGUCAUUAACACUUAAUGAACCUUUAUUUGGAGGAACAUUAGACCCUUCAAUUCAUUUAAAGAUCUUAAAACAGGAUUCUCAAAAUUCCUUCAGCAAAUGUGUAUUUUGGGAUUUUAAACGCAAUAACGGAACUGGUGAGUGGUCAACACGAGGAUGUAAAUUACUAUCUACAGAUCUUUAUCUUCACUGUGAAUGCAAUCAUCUGACAAAUUUUGCGGUACUGGUGCGACCAUAUUCAAGGAUACAAGACGAAGAGGAUGCAUUGAAUUGGAUUUCCAUAAUUGGUUGCUCAAUAUCGGUCUUUCUUUCUUUGCUGACGGCCAUUAUUUACAUCUUCUUCUGGAAAUCCAUUACGGUCAACGUCAACCGAAUAGUAAAUAAGAUCACGGUGCUUCUCUGCUUUAGUCUAUCCAUGGCUUAUACGUUAUUUCUAGUCGGAGUUGAUAAAAUACAGAAUGAAGUCGGAUGCACUAUCAUAACAGCACUGUUACAUUAUCUUUUCCUAUUUAUUUUCUUUCUAAUGCUGGCCCUUGGGUGGCACUAUUUCAGCAGUAUCUCUCUGGUCAAAUUAUCACUGUCUAAAGCAACAGCACUUCAAAGCCAUGCCAAUGCUGUCGGUAAAGUCACGUGGGUAGUUGUCACGGUUAUUCCAGUGUGCAUAACUGCAGGAACAUUCGGAAUUGUAUAUUCCUGGGACAAGGACUAUCAUUCAAAAACCAGUUGCUGGUUAUCAUUUGAAAGUGGAGCCUUGUAUGGAUUUAUUGGACCCGUAGCUGGUAUUAUUUUGGUCAAUAUCAUAAUUGUGUUCAGUCUCGUUGUGACUCUAUGUUCGACAAUUUCCUCAGAAGGAGAAGUGAAAAAAAGGACCAUAGCCGGAAUAAAGUCCAUCUGUACCUUGUUACCUGUUCUGGGUGUGACGUGGUUGUUUGGCCUCUUGUCUAUUAAUGAAGAUGUGGUCGUCUUUCAGUAUAUCUUCUCCCUGUUGAACUCCUUUCAGGGACUUUUUAUUUUCAUCUCGAAAUGUCUCCUGAACAAAAAGAUCAGAGAGUUGCUAAGAGAACGCAUACACAUAGAAGGUUCAGAAAGCUGGAGAAGCAGGUUUUAUUCACUAUUGAGCAGCAAUACGGUGUCUACGAAUACGAAGGAGUUUUCAUCAGCGUCUAGAAUUCAAACUGAUGGAGAAGAAUUAUCUAUUAAACAAAAAGAAGGGGAGCUCAUCCAGGGAAUUUCGUACACAAGGAGAGAAAGUAUCAAUACAGCUUUUUGAAGUUCAUGACGAAGAAUCAAGACUUAUUCUUAGAACUUC